AAAGUGACGCACACUCACACGCGGCGCGCGGCCAACCGCGAUCUUUUUAUGUCGAAGAAGAGACUUCUGCUAUGCUAGAUCGCUUCUGAGUAACGAAUCGACAACCGCACGUCCUUAUCUUUGUUAUUUUCCUUCCGUGUUCCCGCGCGUUCUACAGAAGGACUUUUUUUUGGUCGGUUUGUAUCGCGCGCUGUCUCCUCGCAUUUUGCGCUCGCGAGCUGCACGGUUGCUCGCGCCGGACAAAAAAGACCGCACUUCCGUUACGGGGAACUUGUGUCGCUUUGCUGGUCGGAUCUCCGUUUCUACUCUCGCUCUCUCUCUCUCUCUCUCUCUCUCUCUCACGCACACACACACCCUCUCUCUCUCUCUCUCUCUCUCUCUCUCUCUCUCUCUCUCUCUCACACACACACACACACCUUCUCUCUCUCUCACUCACACACACACACACACACACACACACACACACACACACACCUUCUCUCUCUCUCUCUCUCUCUCUCUCUCUCUCUCUCUCUCACACACACACACCUUCUCUCUCUCUCUCUCUCUCUCUCUCUCUCUCUCUCUCUCUCUAACUGUGCUCUGUCUCCACUCAUCCUUACUGCCUCCUCGCUUUAGACUCUGGCUUCCAGUCCUGCGUUCACACACAGAGCACAAGUGUCAAAACGCCGAUAUCACCGAGCCGAUUUCAGCUCACCGAUAUCACCAACAAGCCGAUUCCAGCCAGCCACGAAGCAGCAAGAAGCCCAGCCCUGGAUUCACUACUUUUACUCAAUGGACAGAGCCCUCUCAACGGCCAGCCCCGAUACCAACACGCCGUGAGCAGUCCGUACUCCCUGGCCGGUGUUCCCCCUGCAUUGUGGAGGGGGAUGGAGCGUGGAGGAGGAGAGAGCCCACAUUUGCGGGAGAGUCCAGAGCGCCGCAAUGCUAACAGCCCCGAUCUGAGUGGCCCCCCUCCAGGGAAGAUAAGUCGUCUGGAGCUGAAUGGCAGCCCUACCGGGCCACGCAGUCGCCACAAUGGAGCUCCGCAGAGAGCCCUGGGAGGUCUGAUGAUUCCCGUGUUCUGCGUCGUAGAGCAGGUGGAUGGAGGAAUGGUGGUGGAGGGGGAGGGCCGAGAGGAGCAUGCAGAGUUUGUGCUGGUCAGGAAGGACAUUCUCUUCACUCAGCUGGUAGAGACGGCGCUGCUUGCCCUUGGCUACUCCCACAGCUCAGCAGCCCAGGCACAGGGCAUCAUUAAGGUGGGUCGUUGGAACCCACUGCCUAUCCACUGCCUGACGGAUGCACCCGAAGCCACAGUGGCUGACAUGCUGCUGGACGUCUACCACAUGGUCACACUCCGCAUCCAGCUGCAGAGCUUCGCCAAACUGGAGGACCUGCCAUCAGAGCAGUGGAAUCAUGCAACAGUGCGCAAUGCACUUAAAGAGCUGCUGAAAGAGAUGAACCAGAGCACACUGGCCAAAGAAUGCCCACUUUCCCAGAGUAUGAUCUCCUCCAUCGUGAACAGUUCCUACUACGCCAAUGUCUCCACUGCUAAGUGUCAAGAGUUUGGCCGCUGGUAUAAGAAGUAUAAGAAGAUUAAAGGUGAUUACUUAGAAAAGAUGUGGCCAGUACGAGAGAAUUCCGAAAUUAAAGUGGAGAGGGACACCCUGGUGGACUUCUGUGUGUUAGGACAGCGUCCUCCUCCUCACCUAGCUGGCCUGGCUCAAUUAGGACCUUUGGGCAGUGGUAGUUCUAUUGUGAAAAGUGGUUCUGGAGAACCUCAGAACUCUCAAUCUCAGCCCCCAUCCCAAGGACAGCCACAGCCACCCUCAUCUCAUAGUGGCCAGCUACACCACAGUCCGCCGCUACGGACUCAGGUAGCUCCUCCCACAGCCCUGCAGCCUCUCCUGGGACCAAGAGGCCUCCUGUCACCUCAGCUCAGUCCACAGAUAGUGCAGCAGCAGAUAGCUAUGGCCCACCUCAUCAACCAGCAGCUGGCCGUCAGUCGCCUAUUAGCUCACCAGCACCCACAGGCCCUCAACCAACAGUUUCUUAACCACCCACCCAUUCCAAGGCCCAGCAAGUCUGGAGGACCUGGAGAGCCAGGAUCUAAUCCUUCAGCGGCUGAGGUGUCAUCAGACAUCUACCAGCAGGUCCGCGAUGAGCUCAAGCGAGCCAGUGUCUCACAAGCUGUGUUUGCCAGGGUGGCAUUCAACCGCACACAGGGUCUGUUGUCAGAGAUUUUGCGGAAAGAGGAAGACCCUCGCACAGCCUCCCAAUCUCUUCUGGUCAACCUCAAGGCAAUGCAGAAUUUUCUCAACCUUCCUGAGGCUGAGCGCGACAGGAUUUACCAGGAGGAGCGUGAACGCAGCAUGAACCCUCCUGUAGGUCUGCCCCCAAACUCAAACACCAGUCCUGGGGGUAACCGCCUAUCUCAGAAAGUAUGGGAGCGCAGCAUGGAUGAACAGUUAACCCCUGAUGCCUGGGCAUCUAUUUGGAAGAAUAAGAACAAAAUUACCAAUUCGUCUAAGCCCUCUGGUCCGAAUCCUGACCUUUCCCUGAAACUGGAACCACUGGUCAACAUCACAUCGUCCAUUUAUGAUGAGAUCCAGCAGGAGAUGAAGCGAGCCAAGGUGUCUCAGGCUCUGUUUGCCAAGGUGGCAGCCAACAAGAGCCAAGGUUGGCUAUGUGAGUUGCUUCGUUGGAAGGAGAGUCCAAGCCCAGAGAACCGUACGCUGUGGGAGAACCUGUCUACAAUCCGCCGUUUCCUCACCCUCCCCCAGACAGACCGAGACCUGGUAUAUGAGGAGGAGUCCCGCCACCACCACAGUGAACGUCUGCACACUGUCCUCCACCUGCCCUCUGACCCUCAGGUUCUCCACAGACAACCUGUGCCACCAUUAAAAGACCACUCUCCCAUGCGUGAAGACUCAGUGCCCAAUGCUGGAAUGGAGGACAACCCUCAGGCUGGUGCUGGUAGUGGCAACACUGGAGGAAGUAGUAACGUUGCCAAGAAACCCCGCUCCCGCACCAAGAUCUCACUGGAAGCCCUGGGCAUCCUGCAAAGUUUCAUCCAGGAUGUGGGCCUCUACCCUGACCAGGAAGCUAUCCACACCCUCUCAGCCCAGUUGGACCUGCCCAAGCACACCAUUGUCAAGUUCUUCCAGAAUCAGCGCUACCAUGUGAAGCACCAUGGCCGACUGAAGGAGCUGGGAGCUGAGGGCAGUGGAGUUGAUGUCGCUGAGUAUCGAGAUGAGGAACUACUCUCUGGGUCAGAGGAUGCAGAGUCCAGUGAAGAUGGUCAUGAGGAAAUCUACAGUGGACAAGAAGGUGCCUCAGUAGGAGCAGUUGCCUCCUCCUCAACGCCAUCUUCCACCUCAGGCCAAGAAGAGAGCAAGGACAAGGCUUCAUCUCUAGGGUCAGUCCGGCCCAGCUCCCUGCCUUCCUCCAGUUCAUCCCCCAGCCCACGAGACCAAGCCGAGUAUCAGAGAUAAAGAAUUUUGACCUCCGAAAAAAAAGGGGCACUUUGGGAAGACUAUGAUAGUGGAAGGUGGAACAAGUGGAACAGUAAAAGCAGACUAAAAGAAUCCGGCACAGGGUCAAAUGAAGAUUGAAUAAAAAAGGGACAAGAGUAUGUUUGAAUAUUGAUUAUAGAAACAAAAUGUGUUACGACAAAAAUAGCUGAGAUAAGGGAUUAAUAGUUGUAGCUGCAGAUUAAUUGGCAUCAGAUACUGUAAGUUUUGUCAACACGAUGAAGGAAAAUUUAGGAUAGCGGCCCAAAAUCAUUGUUUAUUUGUUAAAAAGGUGCCAGAUAUCUGAUGGCACUGAAAGUGGAUUUCUUAUUCUAAACUGACAAGUGGUCACUUGUACUUUCAUGGUUUCUCAAAUUAAAGUGCCAGUAAGUCAUAGUAGGAAAAUACUAAGCCAGUGAAGUUCCUCCCCAAGUCUUUAACAUAUUAAUUAAAGAACUCCUUAACUCCUAACAUAUAAACAAGGGGAUCAUUAGAAACCAUUGUCCCACCCUUCCCACCUCUACAGCUUUCAGAGUAAUGACAAUGAUUGAGCUUUAGAUAAGUUUUAGAUGAGCCAUUGACAUCUACAGGAACCCACAAAUCUUUACUUGUGUCUGAUCAAGGAGCCUGGUGGGUGUCUGCGGCUUCUCUCUUCCUCCCAUCUGUGAUGGGGAAUUCUUCAUGUCUCCAAGAGGUGGCUGUGUUUGGCCAUUUAAGUGGUUGAAUGGAUGGGUGGGUGGGUUGGAGGUAGUGAUGAGGGCUGGGGUGUAUACAUCAGCCUUGCUCACUGAUUCCACUGUAAAUACAUGUGGUCUACUGAAAUGUCCAGAGUUAGCUUUGUUUCCCCUUUGAAGAUAGAGCCAUGUCUCCCACAAACAACCACAUCAUUCCAUAUAGUCCAAUGUGGUGGGACAAACCACCAGCCUGGUACCCAUGCACCCAUGCAUGGACAUCCCUCAACACCUCUGUCAAUCUAAAUUUAGUCAACGUUUUUUUCAUAUAAAUACAUGUACACGAGACAUCUUGUCACUGUCUCUUUGUACUCUCUUUGCACUUAAAAUGGCUAGUAAGCAUCAAGGGAAAAAAUGCAUAUGUAGGCGUCCAUUGACUGCUAAAGACAAUUUAAUGACAGAUGAGAGUGCGGUCUGACUGCCUUGUCCUGCUUUUGGCCAAGUUGAGGAGAGUAAAGUAUGCGUCCAGCAACAGUCAACAAUCAGUCAUUUUACGUGUGGGACUACACCCCUUCCUCUCAUCCUUUCUGUCCUGUGACUUACACAGUGUACCAAUUUCAAAACACCUACCCCCACACUCCACAUCUCUAUUUAUUGCUAUCUAUAUCCACAUUUAUUAUUAUUAUUGUUGUUGCUGUUGUUAUUGUUAUUAUGGUUGUUCUUUCGGUCAUUGAUGUUAUUUUUGAUUGUUUUUUUUUUUUUCAUGGUCUAAUAUCAGCAUUUGGCUCAAAGCUGUUGUUUUGGAAAUGAAAGACUUUACGAAAGAAGGUACCACUGCCAAAACAGUGAGAAUUAAAAGCAGUUACUGAAGAAAUUGAGUGAACCCUGUGAUAUUAUGUACUACCAUUUCAAUCUACACUCCCUUCUUUUCCCAAAGAAAAUGGCAGUAGGUGAGUUGAACCCAAAAAUAAGACAAAGCAUAUGAAAAUACUUUUUUAAAGAGAUAUUGACAAUCCAUUUAUUGAGCCAGUUAAAACUCUAUAUCCUGAAUGGAGACGUGUUAAUUCACAUCUCGGGAAAUGGACUUAUGUACAAAGCAACAUGGCUCCUCUGUGGCAAAGCCUCUGUGGAUACUAUAGCAAAACUUGGAUCCAGGGUCCUGAUUUGCUUUUGAGAAUCAGCUGCUACCUGCUCAUUUCUGGAUAACAGAGUAAUUGUCAUUGUUAACAUUACACUGACCUUUAAACUGUUUUUGUUUAUGAUGUGAUGUUUAUGUAGAUGUUUUAUCUAUUACAAAUGACAGCAUUUUCUUUAUAUGUAUUUGAUGUGCAAAUCCUAACAAAUGUCUCCACUGCAAAACAUUCACCCACAUUAACAUAUCUUAAAAACUUUAGGACAGUUUAGUUUUUUGAGUCAUCACCAAAAUGCAGACCACACAUUUUACACAACUGUAAAAAUUUUAAUCAAAACCGGACAUUAAACACUACGGUAUAUUUUUUUACUCAACUGUUUAUAGCAUUAUGGCCCAUUGCUUUCUAAACAUCUACUCUAGGUUCCUGGGUAUGAGGUGUCUCCAUCUUUGAGCUGGCUUUGCAGUGUGACUAGGUCUGGCUUAUGUUUCUUAGUACUAUUCAAUUAGAGGCCAUGGAUGUCUAAUAAGACAUAUGCGGGAGUGACAGUAAUUCACAUGGAAGUAUUGGGACACACUGAGCAGUCUUGCCAUACCACAGGGAGCCUGCUGCAUUUCACACUGAGAAAACUGUGACGCAACGACGAUACAGUGUAAAGUGUGGUGUUUUAGACCACUGCUGUCCUUUUUGGUUACUUCACCAUGUGUAUCUCCUAGUCAGUGAUAUUUAACCACUAACCAACACAUGUGAAUAAGGCUGCUUAUAGCUUUUCCUGGUUUCAUCUUGAUGGUUUAGACUUGGUUUAGCACCUCUAUGAUAUGCUGGUAAAACUGUGUAAAAGAUUUCAGAGCCAUUUAUUUAGCCAUGUUUCAGAACAUGGCUGGUCUUACUGAUCCUGCUUUAAAUUCAUCUCAUAAUUUCAAUACAGCCUAAUAUUCAGUGAGCACUCAAAUGAAAUUGAAAAGUACAGUAAGUAAUAUACUUGCUGUACAUACUAAGCAGUAUAGUGGAUUUUUUUUUUUUAUUAUUUCUUGGUUGCUGGUGGAUAAAACAACUUACCUUACUUUAACUUUUUCAAAUAGUAUUCUGUGUUGCCCAAAUCACUGUAGAAAAUAUGUUUUUGUUUUUUCCAGCUUGCAUUCCCUUUAAUGUGCAAAACAUAUCCUGUCAAUAUGUAAUACUGAUUUUUCAUAGUGUAUUAGAUUUUUAAUGGAAAAUCCAAAUAUUCAUAGUUUUAAAACAACUGCUAAAAGUUGCUUGUUUUUGUGACAUCCUGAGGCAUGUAAACUUUUACAGCAGUCCUGGAAUGGAAAGAAGAAGACUUAUUUUCAAUCUCUUCCUUAGAAUGUCAGAUAUUUGCAGGCUCUGAUAAGGGUGUCUAAUAACAGAGUACUGAUUGUCAGGUGGAUUUAAACCUUAAUUAAGCUUGUCAAUCAGCUAUAGCUGUAGGAGGCCAAAGCCUACCCCUACCAUUAUUAUCCCUCACCCUCUCAUGGCCCCGCCCCCUGCGGCACUCAGAGAAGUCUGAAACAAGCAGCUUUGAUGAGUCCAUUUCUGCUCUACUCCUAAAUUAUCCACAGUCCUGGUGAGACAAGUGUGUGCAUGCUAGACUGGUGUUUAACCUGCUACAGGGGUGGCCUCCCACUCACUCAGCUCCUUCAUCACCUCCUCCUCCUCCCUGUCCUAUAUAGAGUUUGUGCUAAGUGAGAAAACAAAGAGGAUUCACAGAGUCCCUGAUGAGCGAUAGGUCAGGGUCACUCACCAAUUAUCCAUCUCUUCCAUGACAGGAGUCUCGUCUUUGCCUUUUCUAGCACUAUGUCUCAUUUUCUCCUCCACCAGGCAAGAGACAAUCGCUAUCACUCACGCUGUGCUGUCGGGGUUAAUUGGAAGUGAUCAUGUCCCCUUGUGGGGAAACAAGUGGUUACUAGAGAGCACAAAACCUCUCACAAUAAAUGUUUUUUUGAAUUAUUAUUAUUAUUAUUAUUAUUAUUAUUUUAAAUAAUAGAACAGAACAGAAUGAAACAGAAAUAGGAAAGGAUGGGAAUCAGUGAUAAAAAUUAAUCCAGGGAUAAGAAUAUAGAUCACAAUUACUGAUAUGAUUAUCAGCCACACAUACACACGAACACACUAUCACGUUCUGUUGUAACCCUUCUUCUGUAAUGUAGCACUUAAAGAUUAAUUUCAUGUGACAAUUUUUUUUUUUUGGAUUUUUGAUACUCUUCUGACUAAUGGAUAAAUUGCAGAAUGAAACGCUUGGUUUUCACUCCUUUUUUGUAUUCUUUUUUGACUAAGCACAAGGUUCUGUCUGCUUGCUUUGGAGACAAACUGUUUAUCCUCAUUAACUACAAUGUGAAUCAGGUUUGCCACUCCAGGAUUGGUACUUUUCCUCAAUCAAAUGGAUCAUCAUUAUCACUAAGUGAUAAUAAAUUAUGUGCAUUAUUUGGCUUUUUGGUUUGUGUCUUAAUGUUUUUGUUUGGUUUUCUUAAAUUGCUGUCAUUUAAAUAAAGUGCAUCAAUGGA
Messenger RNA from Neoarius graeffei (lesser salmon catfish), 7811 nucleotides. It is a transcript of the gene satb2, whose product is annotated as SATB homeobox 2. Lineage: Eukaryota; Metazoa; Chordata; Actinopteri; Siluriformes; Ariidae. The coding region runs from base 870 to 3473 and encodes 867 amino acids. Gene Ontology annotation, biological process: chromatin remodeling; regulation of transcription by RNA polymerase II. Gene Ontology annotation, molecular function: RNA polymerase II cis-regulatory region sequence-specific DNA binding; DNA-binding transcription factor activity, RNA polymerase II-specific. The record is from RefSeq and is a predicted model, not a curated record. The transcript is spliced from 13 exons.